AUGAAGAUCUCCAAAGUUCUCGCGGCCUUGCCACUUGUCGGCGGCGUUCUUGGGAAACCACUCGAGUCUCGCGCUGUCACGGAUUUCACGGCAUACGCCUACGGGCCUGACGGCAUCGGAGGCUUCCCCGUCAUUGCCAUUGAUGACAUUGCCUACAUCACUUCCGACCGGGAAUCCACAGCUAACGUGGCCAAGAAUGUUACCUUUAACUCCUUUACCAACCAAGGCAACAUCACCGCCACCAUUCCUACCCAGGGGACCAGCCUCCUCUUCGUCCCGUCAGAGUCUGGUGCUGUUGGCUUUACCAACACCACGGAUGACUCGUCGCAAAUCACCACCGGCUUUGGCUUUUAUGGGCAUGUAAUUUUCGUUUCCAUAAAUGGCGCCAUGACUACUGAGUGGUAUGCAUUGCCAACUAACACGAGCACUCUCUGGCAACUUACUUGGAAUGACGAGUCGGCUUCGGCCAUUCCCGUUGCCCUUCGAAAUCUUGAGCCAUCGUAG
This is a messenger RNA of Scedosporium apiospermum, 504 nucleotides long. RefSeq lists its product as uncharacterized. Bases 1 to 504 code for a protein of 167 amino acids. The transcript has 3 exons. NCBI's taxonomy places the organism in Eukaryota, Fungi, Ascomycota, Sordariomycetes, Microascales, Microascaceae. The record is from RefSeq and is a predicted model, not a curated record.